CUUCUAUAAGUGGUAUAAGCAUGUUACUAUAUUUACCCACUAAGAGUCUUUGAUUCUGAUUUCUCUUUCUUCCAAUUUAAGGUUACCAUUAAGAAUAUUGAAAGAGAGCUCAUUUGCCCAGCAUGCAAGGAGCUGUUUACCCACCCGUUGAUUCUCCCUUGUCAACAUAAUAUUUGUCAUAAGUGUGUGAAAGAACUCUUACUGACACUUGAUGAUUCAUUCAAUGAUGUGGGAUCAGACAACUCCAAUCAGAGCAGUCCUCGACUUUGGGUCACCUCCCCAAGCUUGGAUAAAAUUGACAGGAUUAACAGACCAGGCUGGAAGCGCAAUUCAUUGACCCCUAAGACAACUACUUUUCCUUGCCCUGGCUGUGAGCAUGAUGUGGAUCUUGGAGAGCGAGGAAUCAACGGUCUAUUUCGAAAUUUCACUUUGGAAACUAUUGUUGAAAGAUAUCGGCAGGCAGCCAGGGCAGCCACAGCCAUUAUGUGUGACCUUUGUAAACCACCACCUCAAGAAUCCACAAAAAGUUGCAUGGACUGUAGUGCAAGCUACUGCAAUGAAUGCUUCAAAAUUUAUCACCCUUGGGGUACUAUAAAAGCUCAGCAUGAGUAUGUGGGCCCAACCACUAAUUUUAGACCCAAGAUUUUAAUGUGCCCAGAGCAUGAAACAGAGAGAGUAAACAUGUACUGUGAAUUAUGUAGGAGGCCAGUUUGUCAUCUCUGUAAGCUGGGUGGUAAUCAUUCCAAUCACCGUGUAACCACUAUGAGCAGUGCCUACAAAACUUUAAAGGAAAAGCUUUCCAAGGAUAUUGAUUACCUUAUUGGCAAGGAGAGCCAGGUGAAGAGUCAGAUUUCUGAGCUAAAUUUGUUAAUGAAAGAAACAGAGUGUAAUGGAGAGCGGGCUAAAGAAGAUGCAAUUACACAUUUUGAAAAGCUCUUUGAAAUUCUAGAAGAGAGGAAAUCAACUGUUUUGAAAGCGAUUGACACUUCGAAGAAACUCAGAUUAGACAAAUUUCAGAUUCAAAUGGAAGAAUAUCAGGGGCUUCUAGAGAACAAUGGACUUGUGGGAUAUGCUCAGGAAGUGCUGAAGGAGACGGAUCAGUCUUGCUUCGUACAGACAGCCAAGCAGCUGCACCUCAGGAUACAGAAAGCUACGGAAUCUUUGAAGAGCUUUAGACCUGCAGCCCAGACUUCUUUUGAAGACUAUGUUGUUAAUACUUCUAAACAAACAGAACUUCUUGGAGAAUUGUCCUUUUUCUCUAGUGGCAUAGAUGUGCCGGAGAUCAACGAAGAGCAGAGCAAAGUUUACAACAAUGUUUUGAUUAAUUGGCACCACCCAGAGAAGGACCAAGCGGACAGCUACACCCUCGAAUACCGGAAGGUUAACAGAGAUGACGAUUUGCUGUCCUGGAAUGAGAUAGAAGUUUGUGGCACGAGUAAAGUUAUUUCAGAUCUCGAGAGUAACUGUAACUACGCUUUCAGAGUAAGAGCCUACAAGGGCUCCAUCUGUAGUCCUUGUAGCAGAGAAUUGAUUCUUCGUACUCCUCCAGCUCCAGUUUUCAGUUUCCUCUUUGAUGAAAAAUGUGGCUAUAAUAAUGAACACCUGCUGUUGAACUUGAAGCGCGACCGUGUGGAGAGCAGAGCUGGGUUUAGCCUCCUGCUUGCUGCGGAACGCAUCCAGGUGGGCUGCUAUACGACCUUGGACUACAUCAUCGGAGAUGUGGGCAUCACGAAAGGGAAACACUUCUGGGCCUUCCGUGUGGAACCACAUUCAUACCUGGUAAAAGCGGGAGUUGCUUCCAGUGACAAACUACAAGAAUGGCUUCGCUCUCCACGGGAUGCAGUUAGUCCAAGGUAUGAGCAAGACAGUGGGCACGACAGCGGAAGCGAGGACGCCUGCUUCGACUCUUCUCAGCGCUUCACGCUGGUCACGAUAGGCAUGAAGAAAUUCUUUAUCCCCAAGUCAUCCACUUCUUCUAAUGAACCUGAAAACAGAGUUCUUCCCAUGCCAACAAGUAUAGGGAUUUUCCUGGACUAUGAUAAAGGCAGAGUGGGUUUCUACGAUAUGGAUCACAUGAAAUGCCUUUACGAGCGCCAAGUGGACUGCUCGCACACCAUGUACCCGGCGUUUGCAUUAAUGGGCAGUGGAGGAAUUCAGCUGGAAGAGCCUAUCACAGCCAAAUAUCUGGAAUACCAAGAGGACAUGUAGUUUAAGCAUCUGAUGCGAAUUAGAAGGAAAAAUGUAGGCAAAAUAAUGCCUUGGUGUUAACCUUCUAACUAAUUACAUAUCGUCUAAGUAUUCUGUCGCCACACUUGUUUUUUGUGUAUGUUUCUUCUUAAAAGGCAGAAAACCUAAACAGCCUUGCUGCUUCCAUGUCACUCUUCUGCCUUUCACGAAUAGCAGGAAAAAGACACUCUUUCCUACCUAACAUUGAAAUGGUUAACUGGAUUGUCUUUCUUUUUUUAUGAACAGGAAAUCUAAUUUAUUUGUUAGCUGGUGUUGCUGAUACUUACAUUCCUUUUUCGGGGAAGGCAUACAGAUGUAUUUAUUAUGCUGCUUUUGUGUUUGGUUUUUCAUUUUUAUAUCAUGUAUAUGUCCUAAGAGAUGUUUCUUAAAUGCCUUAUGGAUGGAAAUUAGUAAUAAGCAAUGUGUCUUGCAUUUGUUUUUAAAAGGAAAAUAAAUGUAUAGACAGGGAAAAAGAAAAAAGGCCAUAGAAAUGGUAAUAUAUUUAAAUGGAAAAUUAUGUAUUUUGAGGUUUGUAAGUAAUGUUAAAAUGAGUGUGUAUUGCCUAGAAAAUGAAUACUGCUCUUUGUUUGUUUGUUUGCUUGUUUUAAAGACCAUAAACUGUAUUCUUGAGGACAUGUCUUCUUAGCUGUAAUGCCCAUACAGUUUCUUGUAGGAAACACAAAGUUAGUGGUUAACACAUGAAGCUCUUCAUUUUAUAUAAUUUUUUUCAGAAAAAUUUGUCUUCAGUUUUUCUUAUUCUAUGAAAAUAUUUGCACCUAUGUUAAAUAAUUAUUUUUCAUAAGUAUUAGUGAAGAUACAUUGAAAUUGGUCAUAUUUGUGGGUUUUUUUUUAAAUCCUCUCUUCCUAUGUCUUGUGAUUUUCAUUUUUGGGCACAAAUAUUACAUAUCAGAUUGUCCUGGUUUAUGUUUACAUUUUAAAAAAAUUCACGAUAUAUUUUUAGUGUCAUUAAAUAUAAUAUAAAAUGUGGAAUAACUAACUGGUCAGUUGUAUGACAUUUUCUGUGGCUCAUUGUUUCGUAAUGAGCAUUGGUAAUAAGCAAGUAAAAAUACAGAUUGAUUUGUUCAGGAGUAAUAACUAAAAUCAUAAUGACUGAAUUCUUUUAAAAGUUCUCUUAAUUUGAAGAAUUACUUUAUGUAAAUGCUAUGUUUAUUUUUGAAACACGUUUCUUCUUGGGUUUUAUUUAAACUGGUUGGUUUUUUUGAAGUUAGAAUGUUAGAAACUCUACUGCUGUUCAUUAACACUCAUCAUUUUGUAACGCUUGUGACAUUUUAAUAGACUAACAAAAACCCUUAGGCCUUUUUUUAAUUAUAUAUAUUUUAAUGGAAAUCUGUUAUUCAGGCUGGUAGCACUAAAUUAGUUUCCCCUACAACCCAAAUAGAAAAUAUCGUGGAGAAUUUCAUUGUUUAGUAGGCUUUGCUACUUUACCACCAAUGAAUAGCACUUUAUGACAUAGGCUGAACUAGACAAAUAUGCAGUGUUCUGUGACUCAUUGUGCAAUAAAACUGCUAACGUCACUGGGUGGUGAAGUUUGAUAGUCUCAAGCCUGCGUAAGCACAUAUCAUGUAGACAUUUCAAAUGUAAAGCUUUAAUAGGAAUAGGAAAACUGUUUCAGACAUUGUAUAGUUGUAUAUAAAUUGUUCUGGAUUUCGUUCAUUUUUAAUAAAAAUUAAAAGUCAAAUGUAA
This is a messenger RNA of Miniopterus natalensis, 3930 nucleotides long. The record is from RefSeq and is a predicted model, not a curated record. NCBI's taxonomy places the organism in Eukaryota, Metazoa, Chordata, Mammalia, Chiroptera, Miniopteridae.